CCUUUGGCAGCGCGGCUUGUGGCUGGGAGAGUUGGAGGGUUCCAGGCUUUAGCGCAGGGACCAGCGUGGCCUCGGGAAUGUGCACAUGAUGGUGGACAACAAAGACCUGGACGCGGAAAUCCACCCCUUGAAGAGCGAAGACGGGAGACCGGCCGAGAGCGGGCGAAGCCCCUCUGAGAAGGAGGAGCCCGGCCGGAGCAGCCCCGCACGGCGGCACUCCCGGCUGUCGCGGUGCCGGGCGGUGGCCUUCUUCCUUUCCCUCUUCCUCUGCCUGCUCGUAGCCUUCAUCGUGUCCUUCAUCAUCCCCUGUCCCGAGCGGCCCGAGUCUCAGCGGGAGUGGAGGAUCGAUUACAACAGAGCAGUCUUUGAGGCUCCCCAUGAGGCUGUGCCCAGGGGCCACGAGCUGGGUGGCACCACUCAGGGGCAGUAUCUCUGUGUAGGGGACACCCUGUGGAGCCGUGCAGACAGCCUCGGCGCAAACACGUCCACCCUAAGUGACAUGCUCUGGGCACCUGAUGUGGACAGCGACGGGCUCUCAGACCUGCUAGUCCUCACCAGGGAGGAGGAGGAGGCCAGUGUCCACUUCUACUCGGGCAGCAGCGGGAGCCCGGUGGGCGGCAGAGGCCGCCUUGGCGCAGACUGUGAGGGCAGCGCGCUCCUGCACAUCACUGGCACUGGCGCCCACUACCUGCUCUUCCCCUGCGCCGGGUCCCUCUGCUGCCGCUCUGUGAAGAGUCUGCUGGAGGAGGUGACAGGGGCAGCAAGCCUCCUCCAGACAGACGUGCUGUGGGAGCGUGCCAUCAACGCCUCCACCUACAGGGUAUCCUUAGCGAGCCCCGGAGCCAUCCUGUAUCAGCUGGCCAUCCCUGGCCUGGGGGCUGCUUCAGACUUGCUUCUCGUUGGCUCGGAGGCCUGUGUGCUGCUGAACGGACAGGACCUGACGCCCAGAUGGACCCUCGCUGAUGUCCAGGUCUCCAGGAAACCUGUCCUUGGUCACUACAAGCCAGACACCGUGGCAGUGAUGAUUGAGAAUGGAACCAGCACCGACCGACAGAUCCUGCUCCUGGACCUCAGCACAGGUGCCAUCCUGUGGCAUCAGCCAGUCCCCGGCCUCCUCAGGAGCCCCCCAUCUGCCAGCCUGCUGACAGCAGACCACCGCUCAGCCUUCUUCUUCUGGGGCUUCCCCGAGGGGGAGAGCACAAACCAGACGGAGACGAGGGACACCCCCCACAGCCUCUACAUGGUCCACCCCACUCUGCCCAGCGUCCGCCUGGAGCUGACCAACAUCUCCGGCAACAUUGUGGCCUUCACAGCGGUCCUGCUGGAGCCGAGCCGCCACGCUGCUUACGUCCUGCUGACGGGUCCUGAGAGCCCAGCUGCCCCAGGCCUGGUCUCCCUGGCCAAGCACAAAGUGAGAGACAGCAUUGCCAGCAGCAGGGUCAUGCGCCUGGGUCAUGACCAGGCCAAAAGCGACCAAGCCAUCAGAGACCGCUUCUCCCGGCUGCGCUACCGGAGCAAGGCCUGACGCCAGAAUUAAAUCUCCAGAAAGCUGUCUGCCUGGUCUCCAGACCGCCCUGGUUCUUGGCAGUGCUGCCACAGGGUCACUGCCUCGUGCCCCCACCACCCUGGGGGCCAUGCCCACCGGCAUGGAUGGGGGGCAUUGGGGCCAGCUGCCCUCUUCCCUCUCCUUGACCAUCACCAUUAGACUCACUCCGUGCCCUCACCACUUCUCUCCAGGCCAAAGCCAUUCUCGUGCGGUCCCAGGCAUCCCCACAGGUCCCGUCCCUUCAGAGCACCGUCCCUGUGCCAGGGCGCCUCCUACGUGGCUGAGUGUUGCACUGAUGGCCCUGACCCGGCCUGUGAGGAGGGCCGUGUGCUGGUGGUUUAUACUGUGACCUGCUCCUCCCCAGUGCAGCCAUGGCAGCUGGCUGCCUAUCCCAGCAUCACUCUGUGCCUUGCGUCCGGGCUGAGGGCGCUCACCAGAGACCAGUGAAUAAACCGUGCACUGUCCUAUCCGGAA
Molecule: messenger RNA, 2020 nt
Organism: Echinops telfairi (small Madagascar hedgehog)
Lineage: Eukaryota; Metazoa; Chordata; Mammalia; Afrosoricida; Tenrecidae
Gene: FAM234A
Product: family with sequence similarity 234 member A
Exons: 10
Coding region: 86-1525 (479 amino acids)
Source: RefSeq, a predicted model, not a curated record